UUAGCUUUUAAAAAGUCCCCAUUCUCUUCUUCUUCUUCAUUCAGGCGCGCUCCCUUUCUCUCCGAUCAAUCCAAACCCUUUUCUUGUUCUUCACAAUUCCAAUUCUCUGGCGAUGUCAACGGCGGCGGCGGGCGGCGACGUGGAGGCAGGGUUCGCGAAGCUCCAGGGUGAGGACUUCGAGUACUACAUGCAGACCUACUCCAUCGUCCUUGGCCGCAACUCCAAGAAGUCCACGGUCGAUGUCGACCUCUCCAGCCUCGGUGGCGGCAUGAACAUCUCCCGCCACCAUGCCCGCAUCUUCUACGACUUCGCCCGCCGCCGCUUCGCCCUCGAGGUCCUCGGCAAAAACGGCUGCCUCGUGGAGGGCGUCCUCCACCUCCCCGGCAACCCCCCCGUCAAGCUCGAUUCCCAAGAUCUCCUCCAGAUUGGGGACAAGGAGUUCUACUUUCUCCUGCCCGUUCGCAGCAUCCUUGUUGGGCCCGUCGGCCCGAGGCAUUACCCUAACCACGCCGCACCCGGGCCCGUCGUGCCGCACUAUAAUAAUUACCAUUUGGGCCCCGGCCCGGUGAAGAAGGCGCCGCGACGGGAGUACUACGAGGAAGAGUUUGAUGAUGAGGAUGAUGUUGGUGGGAGGAAGAUGCGGAGGGAUGGGUAUGAUGGAUAUGGCUACGCUGGUGGCAAGUCUUCGCUGUCCGCACCUAUGGAUAAGAAGUCUGAAGGUAGAUCCCGAGUAGAUCGAGAUGCUGAUAAUCUUCAGCUUCAGCAGCUGGAAGAAAAAGAUGUAGUAUCAUCUGUAGCUACUGUUCUUUCUGAUCUCUGUGGUCCUGGAGAGUGGAUGCCUAUGGAGAAACUUCAUACGGAGCUGUUGGAGCAAUAUAGCAGUGUUUGGCACCACAACAGAGUGAGGAGGUAUCUUACAUCAGAAGAUUGGCCUGGUCCUGAAUCCAAAGGGAAGCCUUGGUAUGGCUUGCUUAUGCUGUUAAGGAAGUACCCUGAGCAUUUUGUCAUCAACACAAGGUCCAAGGGCCGUGUCACCCUCGAGUUUGUUUCUCUUGUCUCUCUGAUAUCGUGACCUCAUUGCCCCCGGCCCCCAAAAAUCUCAAACUGGAAAGGAAACAGCUAUAAGCCGUUGGUAUGGUUUAGCUCCUAGAAAUCUGUAUAAAAUCACUUCUGUUGUUUUUGGUAAAUACUUUGUCUUGUUACUGGGUAAAUAUGUUCCCCCUCCCCUCCCCCUAGUGCUCUGAGAGCAGAAAGAACUAUUUAUUUUCUUUCUUUUUCAUGGAUUUAGAAAAUGGGAAGUUAGACUUCAAAAUUACUGAGUUGGCUAUGUCUAGUUGAUUCACCCCAUAAAUAGGUCCUCAGGGAUAUUAACUGCCUGUGGUUGAGAUGCAUGCACCAUUAUGUUUACAUUACAAGCA
Messenger RNA from Glycine soja, 1418 nucleotides. Its product is annotated as FHA domain-containing protein FHA2-like. Lineage: Eukaryota; Viridiplantae; Streptophyta; Magnoliopsida; Fabales; Fabaceae. Gene Ontology annotation, cellular component: nucleus. The record is from RefSeq and is a predicted model, not a curated record. The coding region runs from base 113 to 1072 and encodes 319 amino acids. The transcript is spliced from 3 exons. Gene Ontology annotation, biological process: regulation of ribosomal protein gene transcription by RNA polymerase II. Gene Ontology annotation, molecular function: protein binding; sequence-specific DNA binding.